GGGGAAUGGAGCGGUGGGAGGCGGUGGCCCUUGGGCCUCCGAGGGAGCGGGUCCCGCGACAGGCCCGGAGCUGUCCCGGCCGCAGCAGUACACUAUUCCGGGGAUUCUGCACUACAUCCAGCACGAGUGGGCUCGGUUCGAGAUGGAGCGGGCGCACUGGGAGGUGGAGCGGGCCGAACUACAGGCCCGGAUAGCCUUUCUACAAGGAGAAAGAAAAGGUCAGGAAAACUUGAAGAAGGAUUUAGUAAGAAGAAUAAAAAUGUUAGAGUAUGCAUUAAAACAAGAAAGGGCAAAAUAUCACAAAUUAAAAUAUGGCACAGAAUUGAACCAAGGUGAAUUGAAAAUGCCAACCUUUGAAUCAGAAGAAACCAAAGAUACAGAGGCUCCCACGGCACCUCAGAAUAGCCAGUUAACGUGGAAGCAAGGCAGACAACUGUUACGGCAGUAUCUUCAGGAAGUAGGUUACACGGAUACAAUAUUAGAUGUACGGUCUCAGCGGGUAAGGUCAUUACUUGGACUAUCUAAUUCAGAACCAAAUGGAUCAGUAGAAACAAAGAAUUUGGAACAGAUCCUCAAUGGAGGUGAAUCUCCUAAGCAAAAGGGACAAGAAAUCAAAAGGCCCUCUGGGGAUGUUCUUGAGACAUUCAAUUUCUUAGAAAAUGCUGAUGAUAGUGAUGAAGAAGAAGAAAAUGACAUGAUUGAAGGCAUCCCAGAAGGAAAAGACAAGCAUAGGAUGAAUAAACACAAAAUAGGUAAUGAAGGUUUAGCUGCUGACCUAACUGACGAUCCUGAUACUGAGGAGGCACUGAAAGAAUUUGAUUUUUUAGUGACUGCUGAAGAUGGAGAAGGAGCUGGAGAGGCACGGAGUUCAGGAGAUGGCACAGAAUGGGAUAAAGAUGACCUCUCCCCAACUGCUGAGGUUUGGGAUGUAGACCAGGGACUAAUAAGUAAACUGAAGGAACAGUACAAGAAGGAACGAAAGGGGAAGAAAGGGGUGAAGAGGGUCAACAGGACAAAACUCUACGACAUGAUAGCUGAUCUGGGAGAUGAUGAGCUGCCCCACAUCCCUUCAGGAAUCAGUAAUCAGUCUAGGUCAGCCUCUACUAGAAUGACUGAUCAUGAAGGUGCAAGAGCAGAGGAAGCUGAACCAAUAACGUUUCCAUCUGGAGGAGGCAAGUCAUUUAUUAUGGGUUCUGAUGAUGUUUUGUUAAGUGUACUGGGCCUUGGAGACCUUGCAGACUUGACGGUAACAAAUGAUGCAGACUAUAGUUAUGAUUUGCCUGCCAAUAAAGAUGCCUUUCGAAAGACAUGGAACCCCAAGUAUACACUUCGUAGCCAUUUUGAUGGAGUACGGGCAUUAGCGUUUCAUCCUGUAGAACCUGUGCUGGUUACUGCGUCUGAGGACCAUACCCUUAAACUUUGGAACUUGCAAAAAACAGUUCCUGCCAAAAAGAGUGCCUCUUUAGAUGUAGAGCCUAUCUACACAUUUAGGGCCCACAUUGGCCCUGUUCUGUCAUUAGCUAUUAGUUCUAAUGGAGAACAGUGUUUUAGCGGUGGUAUUGAUGCAACCAUCCAGUGGUGGAAUAUGCCUAGUCCUAAUGUGGAUCCAUAUGAUACAUAUGAGCCAAAUGUUCUAGCUGGCACUUUAGUUGCUCAUACAGAUGCAGUCUGGGGUCUUGCUUAUAGUGGCAUAAAAAAUCAAUUACUAUCUUGUUCAGCAGAUGGCACUGUUAGGUUAUGGAAUCCACAAGAAAAAUUGCCAUGUAUUUGCACUUACAAUGGAGAUAAGGAGCAUGGAAUACCUACAUCAGUUGACUUUAUAGGCUGUGAUCCAGCUCAUAUGGUGUCCUCUUUCAACACUGGUAGCGCAGUUAUUUAUGAUUUAGAAACAUCGCAGUCAUUGGUGAUGCUUUCAUCACAGGUAGAUUCUGGUUUACAGUCCAAUAAUCACAUUAACAGAGUAGUAAGUCAUCCUACACUUCCUGUUAUAAUAACUGCUCAUGAAGAUAGACACAUCAAAUUUUUUGAUAAUAAAACGGGUAAAAUGAUCCAUUCUAUGGUAGCUCAUUUGGAUGCUGUUACAAGUCUAGCAGUAGAUCCUAAUGGAAUCUAUUUAAUGUCUGGAAGCCAUGACUGUUCUAUUAGAUUGUGGAAUUUAGACAGCAAGACAUGUGUGCAAGAGAUAACAGCUCAUAGGAAGAAAUUGGAUGAAUCAAUUUAUGAUGUUGCUUUUCAUCCAUCAAAAGCAUAUAUUGCCAGUGCAGGAGCUGAUGCCCUUGCCAAAGUAUUUGUGUGAAUCAACAAAAACUCACAUUCUAACAAAAGAUUCGCUUGGACAGAAAGAGGGUCUGCAUCACUGCCAUCAAAAAGGUUACAGAUAUGACACUACAUGUAAUUUGCCUGGUGAAGGCUAUUAGGGGCAGGCAUAAAUUGGUGGAAAUCACAUCUUAAUGUCAGGCUCAUUAAUUUACUGUAAUUUUCUGUAUUUCAUGGGACAAAAAAUGGACUCCAGUAUUUGUGGCCUCUACUGGAUGCGAACUGAGCGUAUGUCUGUUUUUUUUUAGGUGUCUUGAAGCCAGUGUAGAGUCUGAUCUUACAAAAAGACUUUUUUUUGGACUCUGUGUGCUGCCUUAGGGUUAGGAAUGUGGUGCUCUUGUGGGGGGAAGUGAGCUCCAAGAGUAGCUUUUUUUUCAUCUCUUAGUAAUCUUCUGUUUAUCAGUUGAAUGCCACAGAUUCCCUUUUAAACUUAUUUUGCUUUUAAAAAAAAGAAUUUAACUUAAAAUAUUUUAGCAUUAGUUGCACAAAAUGUUUGGAUAAAAUUCUAGUUUUUAUAAGUCUUUUUAUAUAUUUAGCCUGUCACAACAGUGCUCAAGAUUGUAUUGAAGUUUUUCUGCAUUAUACAACCUUAAAAAACAGAUCUCACUGACCCACUGCCCUGUAACCACUUUAUUUCCUUCUUUUGCCUAAUACAGCUCAGCUAAGUCCUUUCAUAAAGAUGCUAGAUCACUUUCAUCAUCACAUAAAUGUCUUCAUAAACCAAGGACUAUUAAGUGUAUUAAAAUGAAACGGGUUUAGUACUCCAACUGAACUCUUAAAAAAGAAAAAAAAAACUAAUCUUGGCAUCCUAUCACUAUGUGAUAUUUUGUACAUCUUACUGUAUUUACAAGUUUAUUUAUCAAGGAUUAUCCAUCUUGCUAAUGGCCUAUUAUUUAUUUCACUUUUUGUUGGUCUUUAUAUCCUUUUAUUAAUGUGCUAAAGGAACCUGUAUAUCUAUUUUGGAACUCUUUGAAUAGUCUAAAAUAGACUAAAAAUGGAAUAUUUUAUAGUUUAAGUUACAAACCAAGGUGGUUCCCCCCAAGAUACAUAUCUUGGUUUGCCAUGAUUCCAAACAAAACUAUCUUGUUUAAAAAUAUUUGGAGUAAAAUUUUAUUUGCAUUACAAAUAGGGUACAAAAAUAGUUGAAUCAGGAUACAGAAAUCUGCUGUGUUUGGACUAGUUAUCCCUGUUUUAUUUUUUUAGAUGUGCUUAAUUUUAUGGUGUAACUAAAGAUUUUGUUUGUGUAAUGCAUGAUUAAGACAAUAAAGUAUUUUUUCUAGUCUUCCAAAAACUUUUUGAUCAGUUUGCGAGUUUUGAUGAGUUUUGUAAGGUUUUUGUUUUACAAACUAUGAAUCAGCAAAUUUUUAAGAUUGUACCACAUAGCAAACGUACAGCUAUUGAAAAAUAAUGUAUAUAAAAUGCAUAUAAUAAAUAUUAAAUUGUGUACCUGUAUGUUACUGUGGGCUACAUCUUUUUGUGUUCAAUAAGAAAGUGCAAUACUUUACUCUCCAUAAUUAAACUAGGAAAUGGAGAGGGAAUUAAACUCAUAAUUAAACUUAGUGAGUCCUUCAUUUUUAUGCUUUUCUUUUAAACAUACUGCUUAUUGAUAUUCUAGUACGAUUAAAAGAGUAACACUACAAAGAAUGCCUUUCUAAGUACUUAACUCCAUUUAGGGAUUUUUUUUUUUAAUCUUCUAGUAGGCAAUCCAAAGUAACCCCCCCCAAAAAAAAGCACAGAUGUGGUUUUAAACAAUGCUUAGAUAUGCUGUUACUUUAUUAAAUCUGAAUUUCAGUUCCUAUGUUUCCCUAAAAAGUUCAGCAAAGAAUAACUGCAUUAUUUAUUAGUUAAAAAUUGUUCUUAUAAAUAAUGUUAAGUAUUAAUAUCUUGAAACAUUUCCUCUUAAUAAGGUAAUAUCUUUUUUUCUUUGAAGAGAAUUACAAAAUGGAAUUAGAAGAGGAUACCAGAAAACUUAAGUGAAAAGUUGUAUUUGAAUGCCUGCUGCCUAAAAAAAAAGAAAGUUACAUUGUGUAAACAUUAAAAUGUUGUCAUCUGCCAUAAAAAUCCACGUGGCAUUUUCAAUUAUUGCUCGUGAAACAUUAAAACUUUUUAGAGCUUAUUUAACAUUUUUGAGUUCUCUGAACUACACAUCCAACUAACAAAUGCAACUGAAAAUAAAGGGACACUUUUCCACCUUUUUUUUUUUUUAAGUAAUUCAAAAAUGAACUUUUCCAAAGCUAGUAUUGCUUCUGGCAGCUAUCCCAAUCCAAUACAUUACUGUUUAACCGAAAUGUGAUUUUUAUCAUUGCAAAGCAUAAAUAUUCAUCUCUUUUGGAAUGUAUUAAAACUGAAAUGGAUAAAAA
Molecule: messenger RNA, 4676 nt
Organism: Tupaia belangeri chinensis (Chinese tree shrew)
Lineage: Eukaryota; Metazoa; Chordata; Mammalia; Scandentia; Tupaiidae
Gene: STRN3
Product: striatin 3
Cellular component (GO): dendrite
Molecular function (GO): protein phosphatase 2A binding; armadillo repeat domain binding; calmodulin binding
Source: RefSeq, a predicted model, not a curated record